AUGGCCGCCAGGCAUACGUAUAAGAACCGGUGGUCGAGAGCCGACUGGGACCCAUCAGCUGCUCCUCACUCCUCUCGCCUACACGCCUCGAGUUCUUUCUUGCACCUACCACCGCAUCUACUCUCUGCAAUGGCCGACUUCUUCGUCUCCUCUUCUGCUGCCGCUGUCGCCGUUGCUGCCAAGAGCACUCAGCAAAACAAGUCCGUGCCCGCUGCUCCUUCUGACAAGGCCGAGUCUAGCACCGCUACUCAGGGUGCUGGGUCGAACUUCUCGAUGUGCGAGAUCAUCAUGUAG
This is a messenger RNA of Rhizoctonia solani, 294 nucleotides long. RefSeq lists its product as uncharacterized. The record is from RefSeq and is a predicted model, not a curated record. The transcript has 2 exons. The coding region runs from base 1 to 294 and encodes 97 amino acids. NCBI's taxonomy places the organism in Eukaryota, Fungi, Basidiomycota, Agaricomycetes, Cantharellales, Ceratobasidiaceae.